This is a messenger RNA of Cavia porcellus (domestic guinea pig), 2382 nucleotides long. It is a transcript of the gene Zbtb48, whose product is annotated as zinc finger and BTB domain containing 48. Gene Ontology annotation, molecular function: DNA-binding transcription factor activity, RNA polymerase II-specific; RNA polymerase II cis-regulatory region sequence-specific DNA binding; protein binding. Gene Ontology annotation, biological process: regulation of transcription by RNA polymerase II. The coding region runs from base 137 to 2335 and encodes 732 amino acids. The record is from RefSeq and is a predicted model, not a curated record. The transcript has 11 exons. NCBI's taxonomy places the organism in Eukaryota, Metazoa, Chordata, Mammalia, Rodentia, Caviidae.
UCACUUCCGGCGCUCCGCCGGCAGCGUCUCCGCACGGUGGGCUGGGCACGUCGUGCCGGGGUAGUUUGGUGGGUAGGUUGAGGCAACGAUCCAGCGGUGGCUAGUGCAGCGGGCCUGGGGAAUAUUGGCUUUGGCCAUGGAUGGCUCCUUCGUCCAGCACAGUGUGAGGGUUCUGCAGGAGCUCAACAAGCAGCGGGAGAAGGGCCAGUACUGCGACGCCACCCUGGACGUGGGGGGCUUGGUGUUCAAGGCACACUGGAGUGUCCUUGCCUGCUGCAGCCAUUUCUUCCAGAGCCUCUAUGGGGAUGGGUCAGGGGGCAGUGUUGUCCUUCCUGCCGGUUUCGCGGAGAUCUUUGGCCUCCUUCUGGAUUUCUUCUACACUGGACACCUUGCCCUCACCUCAGGCAACCGGGAUCAAGUGCUCCUGGCAGCCAGGGAGUUGCGAGUGCCAGAGGCCGUGGAGCUGUGCCAGAGCUUCCAGCCCAAAGCCUCAGUGGGACAGGCAUCGAGUGGCCAGAGUGGGCCGGGGAACCCUGCCUCUCAGGAUGCAGACAGCCACCUUGAGGAGUCGAUGAACUUGGAGGAAGAGGAAGGUUCAAGGACUCUGGGCCUGGUUCCCAGGGAUCAGGAGCCCAGGGACAGUCACAGCCCUGAGAGGCUCCAGCUCAGUUCCCCUGCUAAGGCUGAGAGCCCCUCCUUCCUCCAUGGGAAACUCAAGCAGGCUGUAAAGCCUUGUCCCGCAGAAGACAAGGAACCUGAUGACUGCGAAAUGCCUACGAGGCCCUUGGAGGCUGAAGGUGCCCAGCUGCAGGGCGGGAGUAAUGAGUGGGAAGUGGUGGUUCAAGUUGAGGACGACGGGGAUGGCGAUUACGUCUCGGAGCCCGAGAGUGUGCUUAUCAGGAGGAAGUCGCACGUAACCAGAAAGCCCUGUGCUGCCGAGCCAGCCUUGGGUUCAGGUUCCCUAGCGGUUGAGCCCCCUGAGAACAGAAGAGGGACAGCAGUGCCUGUUGAGUGCCCCACGUGUCAUAAAAAGUUCCUCAGCAAGUACUACCUAAAAGUCCACAACAGGAAGCACACUGGGGAGAAACCCUUCGAGUGUCCCAAGUGUGGGAAGUGUUACUUCCGGAAGGAGAACCUCCUGGAGCACGAAGCCCGGAACUGCAUGAACCGCUCGGAGCAGGUACUCGGGAGCUGGCUCAGCACCCCCCACCCCAGGCAGACUUCCCAGCAGCGAGCGCAAGCCCGGCAGAGGCUGCCGCAGCAGGCAGACGCCCCCGCUGAUGCCGGCCCUGCCUGCCCCUCGCACUGCCAGGUCUUCACAUGCUCCGUGUGCCAGGAGACCUUCCGCCGGAGGAUGGAGCUGCGGGUGCACAUGGUGUCGCACACGGGGGAGAUGCCCUACAAGUGCUCCUCCUGCUCCCAGCAGUUCAUGCAGAAGAAAGACCUGCAGAGCCACAUGAUCAAGCUGCACGGAGCCCCCAAGCCCCACGCAUGCCCCACCUGCGCCAAGUGCUUCCUCUCUCGGACUGAGCUGCAGCUGCAUGAGGCCUUCAAGCACCGCGGGGAGAAGCUGUUUGUGUGCGAGGAGUGUGGGCACCGGGCCUCGAGCCGCAACGGGCUGCAGAUGCACAUCAAGGCCAAGCACAGGAACGAGCGUCCGUACGUGUGUGAGUUCUGCAGUCACGCCUUUACCCAAAAGGCGAACCUCAAUAUGCACCUGCGCACGCACACAGGGGAGAAGCCCUUCCAGUGCCAUCUCUGCGGCAAGACCUUCCGCACCCAAGCCAGCCUGGACAAGCACAACCGCACCCACACGGGCGAGCGGCCCUUCAGCUGCGAGUUCUGCGAGCAGCGCUUCACGGAGAAGGGGCCCCUCCUGAGGCAUGUGGCCAGCCGCCACCAGGAGGGCCGUCCCCACUUCUGCCAGAUCUGUGGCAAGACCUUCAAAGCCGUGGAGCAGCUACGCGUACAUGUCAGGCGGCACAAGGGGGUGAGGAAGUUCGAGUGCACGGAGUGCGGUUACAAGUUCACACGGCAGGCCCACCUGCGGAGGCACAUGGAGAUCCACGACCGCGUGGAGAACUACAACCCGCGGCAGCGCAAGCUCCGCAACCUGGUCAUCGAGGACGAGAAGAUGGUGGUGGUGGCGCUGCAGCCACCUGCGGAGCUGGAGGUGGGCUCAGCCGAGGUCAUCGUGGAGUCCCUGGCCCAGGGCGGCCUGGCCGCCCAGCUCCCUAGCCAGAGACUGUGUGCUGAGGAGGGCUUCGCCGGCCCGGGUGUCCUGGAGCCCUCGCUCAUCAUCACGGCUGCGGUGCCCGAGGACUGUGACACAUAGCCCGCUCUGUCCUCUGGGCGCAGUCCCAAUAAACCUGCAGUUUUGGA